Molecule: messenger RNA, 9669 nt
Organism: Aplysia californica (California sea hare)
Lineage: Eukaryota; Metazoa; Mollusca; Gastropoda; Aplysiida; Aplysiidae
Product: clathrin heavy chain 1
Exons: 36
Coding region: 135-5231 (1698 amino acids)
Biological process (GO): receptor-mediated endocytosis; intracellular protein transport
Cellular component (GO): clathrin complex; cell cortex; clathrin-coated endocytic vesicle
Molecular function (GO): clathrin light chain binding; structural molecule activity
Source: RefSeq, a predicted model, not a curated record
ACCACCGGCGGCAGCCAUCUUACUGCAAACUGUGUGGCAGUGCAACAGUGAAAGAUCAUAAUCUUGACUGGUUGAGACAGGGAUACAAUUUUAUUUCGACUGGUGUCAGUGCGUGAGAGGAUUGGCUUACAGCCAUGUCGACGGCGUUACCAAUUCGGUUCCAGGAGCAUGUGCAGCUCCAAAGUGUUGGCAUCAAUGCUGCCAACAUUGGAUUCAGCACCCUGACCAUGGAGUCAGACAAGUUCAUUUGUGUUCGAGAAAAAGUGGGAGAAGCAGCACAGGUUGUCAUCAUUGACAUGAAUACACCUACGGAUCCAAUCCGCCGUCAGAUUUCAGCAGACUCGGCCAUUAUGAAUCCAAAGAGCAAAGUGAUUGCCCUGAAAGCUGGAAAGACUCUGCAAAUUUUUAACAUUGAAAUGAAGAGCAAGAUGAAAGCUCACACAAUGACAGAUGAUGUGAUUUUCUGGAAGUGGAUCUCUGUAAACAUGAUUGGCCUUGUCACUGAAACAGCGGUGUAUCACUGGGCAAUGGAAGGGGAUUCCCAGCCACAGAGAGUGUUUGAGCGUCACACCAGCUUGAAUGGAUGUCAGAUCAUUAACUACAGGACAGAUGCUGCACAGCAGUGGCUAUUGCUUGUUGGCAUCUCUGCCCAGUCUGAAACAUCACCAGCUGGAAGUCAAAGCCGUGUUGUUGGAGCAAUGCAGUUGUAUUCUGUGGAAAGGAAAGUGAGCCAGCCAAUUGAAGGACAUGCUGCAGCUUUCGCUUCAUUCAAAGUGGAUGGGAACCCCAAUCCAUCGACUCUGUUCGUUUUCGCAGUUCGUGGAGCUAAUGGUGGAAAGCUCCAUAUCAUUGAAGUUGGAACUCCUCCCAGUGGUAAUCAACCUUUCACUAAAAAGGCUGUGGAUGUUUUCUUCCCUGUAGAAGCUCAAAAUGACUUCCCUGUCGCAAUGCAGACAAGUAACAAGCAUGGCAUGGUUUUCCUUGUCACCAAGUAUGGGUACAUUCACAUGUAUGACAUAGAAACAGGAACAUGCAUUUACAUGAACAGAAUCAGCGCUGACACCAUUUUUGUAACUGCAGCACAUGAAGCUAGUGAUGGCAUCAUUGGAGUCAACAGGAAAGGACAGGUUCUUUCCGUCAGUGUGGAAGAAGACAACAUUGUGCAGUAUGUCAACUCGCAGCUGCAAAACCCAGACCUAGCUUUGAAAGUUUCCUCUCGAUGCAAUCUGCCUGGUGCAGAGGAUCUGUUUGUUGCAAAGUUCAACAACCUUUUCCAGGCUGGAAACUAUCAAGAGGCUGCUAAAGUAGCAGCUGUGGCUCCCAAGGGCAUUCUGCGCACCCCUCAGACCAUCCAGCGGUUUCAGCAGGUACCAUCAGUUCAGGGAACUACAUCUCCUCUGCUCCAGUACUUUGGAAUCCUCCUGGACAAGGGUCAGUUGAACAAGUAUGAGUCUUUGGAACUGUGUCGACCUGUGUUGCAGCAGGGUCGCAAGCAGCUUGUGGAAAAGUGGCUGAAGGAAGAAAAGCUGGAAUGCAGUGAAGAAUUGGGAGACAUUGUGAAGACAGCAGACCCCACUUUGGCAUUGUCCGUAUACUUGCGGGCUAAUGUUCCUCAGAAGGUGAUUCAAUGUUUUGCUGAGACUGGACAGUUCCAAAAGAUCAUUCUGUACUCCAAGAAAGUCGGAUUUGCACCAGACUACAUUUUCUUGCUUCGCAACUUGAUGCGCAUCAAUCCAGAUCAAGGACUGCAGUUUGCCCAGAUGAUGGUUCAAGAUGAUGAGCCUCUGGCUGAUCUCAACCAAAUUGUUGAUGUGUUCAUGGAGUUCAACCUGAUCCAGCAGUGUACCUCCUUCCUUUUGGACGCACUGAAGAACAACAGACCCUCUGAGGGCCCUCUUCAGACACGGUUGCUGGAAAUGAACCUCAUGUCAGCCCCACAGGUUGCUGAUGCUAUCCUUGGAAAUCAAAUGUUCACUCACUACGAUCGUGCACACGUUGCCCAGCUGUGUGAAAAGGCUGGACUCUUGCAAAGGGCUCUGGAGCACUACACAGAUUUGUAUGAUGUGAAGAGAGCUGUGGUUCAUACACACUUGCUCAAUCCAGAGUGGCUCGUGACAUACUUUGGCACCUUAUCAGUGGAGGACUCUUUGGAGUGUCUGAAAGCCAUGCUGACUGCCAACAUUCGCCAGAACCUUCAGGUGUGCGUGCAGAUUGCCUCCAAGUACCAUGAGCAGCUUACCACCGAGAGCCUUAUUGAGCUGUUUGAGUCAUUCAAGAGCUAUGAAGGACUCUUCUACUUCUUGGGCUCCAUUGUCAACUUUAGCCAGGAUGCUGAGGUUCAUUUUAAGUACAUCCAAGCUGCAUGCAAGACUGGACAGAUCAAGGAAGUGGAAAGAAUUUGUCGUGAAAGCAACUGCUAUGAUCCUGAACGAGUGAAAAAUUUCCUGAAGGAAGCAAAACUGACUGAUCAGCUGCCAUUGAUCAUCGUGUGCGACCGCUUUGACUUUGUUCACGACCUUGUACUCUACUUGUACAGAAACAACCUGCAAAAAUACAUUGAAAUCUAUGUGCAGAAAGUAAAUCCAUCUCGGCUGCCUGUUGUGGUGGGGGGACUACUGGAUGUAGAUUGCACCGAGGACAUCAUCAAGCAACUGAUCCUUGUUGUGAAAGGACAGUUCUCUACUGAUGAGCUCGUGGAAGAAGUGGAGAAGAGAAACAGGCUGAAGCUGUUGUUGCCUUGGCUAGAAACUAGAGUCCUUGAGGGUGUCAAUGAACCAGCUACCCAUAAUGCACUGGCCAAGAUCUACAUUGACAGUAACAAUAAUCCAGAGAGGUUUUUGCGAGAAAACCAGUACUACGAUAGCCGUACCGUAGGAAAAUAUUGUGAGAAGAGAGAUCCCCAUCUAGCAUGCGUUGCUUAUGAAAGAGGACAAUGUGAUGAGGAACUUAUCAAAGUGUGCAAUGAAAACUCGCUCUUCAAAAGUGAGGCUCGUUACUUGGUGCGUCGCCGUGACCCUGACCUUUGGGCCACUGUGUUGAGUGAAGAGAAUGAAUACAAGAGACAGCUUAUUGACCAGGUUGUGCAAACGGCUCUGUCUGAGACUCAAGACCCAGAAGAGAUUUCAGUGGCAGUAAAGGCUUUCAUGACUGCUGAUCUUCCCAAUGAACUCAUUGAGCUGCUUGAGAAGAUUGUCCUUGAGACCUCUGUCUUCAGUGACCACAGAAAUCUGCAGAAUCUGCUGAUUUUGACAGCCAUCAAGGCAGACCGUACUCGUGUGAUGGAAUACAUCAACCGCUUGGACAACUACGAUGCUCCUGAUAUUGCAAACAUUGCCAUCACCAAUGAGCUGUAUGAGGAAGCUUUUGCCAUCUUCAAGAAGUUUGAAGUGAACACCUCAGCCAUUCAGGUCCUGAUUGAUAAUGUGAACAACCUAGACAGAGCCUAUGAGUUUGCUGAGAGAUGCAACGACCCAGCCGUGUGGAGCCAACUGGCCCGUGCCCAGCUGAACCAGGGAAUGGUCAAGGAAGCCAUCGACUCCUACAUCAAAGCUGACGAUCCCUCUCAAUACAUGGAGGUGGUCUCUGUUGCCAGCAAGAGUGAUAACUGGGAAGAUAUGGUCAAAUUUUUGCAAAUGGCAAGGAAGAAGGCAAGAGAGACGUUUGUGGAAACAGAACUGGUGUACGCAUAUGCAAAAACCAACAGACUGGCAGACAUGGAAGAGUUUGUUUCAGGACCCAAUCAUGCUAAUAUAACUCAGGUCGCAGAUCGCUGCUUUGAUGAUAAGAUGUACGAAGCAGCUAAACUCUUGUACAACAAUGUCUCCAACUAUGCCCGUCUUGCUAUCACGUUGGUUCACCUGGGCGAGUAUCAAGGAGCUGUAGAUAGUGCAAGGAAAGCCAACAGUACAAAGACAUGGAAAGAAGUGUGCUUUGCGUGUGUAGAUAAUGAGGAAUUCAGACUGGCUCAGAUGUGUGGCUUACAUAUAGUGGUGCAUGCUGAUGAACUAGAGGAACUAAUCAAUUAUUAUCAAGACAGAGGCUACUUCGAGGAGUUGAUAGCUUUGUUGGAAUCAGCUUUAGGUUUGGAGCGGGCACAUAUGGGCAUGUUCACGGAAUUGGCCAUCUUGUAUUCCAAAUACAAACCAGAGAAAAUGAGGGAGCACUUGGAGCUCUUCUGGUCGAGAGUGAACAUUCCAAAGGUCCUCCGCGCUGCAGAGCAGGCUCAUUUGUGGCCAGAGCUGGUUUUCCUGUACGAUAAGUAUGACGAGUUCGACAACGCCAUCCUCACCAUCAUGGCUCAUCCCACUGAAGCCUGGAGGGAACCCCAGUUCAAAGAUAUUAUCACCAAGGUUGCAAAUAUUGAGCUGUAUUACAAGGCCAUUCAGUUCUACCUGGACUUCAAGCCAAUGCUGCUCAACGACCUGCUCAUGGUGCUCACACCCAGGCUGGACCACACUCGCGCUGUCAACUUCUUCAUGAAGGUGAACCAGAUUCCUCUUGUGAAGCCAUACCUGCGCUCUGUGCAGAAGAACAACAACAAAGCAAUCAAUGAAGCUCUGAAUAACCUUUUCAUUGAGGAGGAAGAUUAUCAAGGCUUGCGUGCCUCUAUUGAUGCUUAUGAUAACUUUGACAACAUUGCGUUGGCUCAACGACUGGAGAAGCACGAACUGAUCGAGUUCCGUCGUAUUGCUGCUUACCUCUACAAAGGAAACAACCGCUGGAAGCAGAGUGUGGACUUGUGCAAGAAAGACAAGUUGUUCAAGGAUGCCAUGAGCUAUGCAGGAGAAUCCCGCCAGAUUGAGAUUGCUGAGGAUCUCAUCUCAUGGUUCCUUGAAAAUGGAAACCACGAGUGCUUUGCUGCUUGUCUCUUCCAAUGCUAUGACCUGUUGCGACCGGAUGUUAUCUUGGAGCUUGCCUGGAGACACAACAUCAUGGACUUUGCCAUGCCCUACAUGAUCCAAGUCAUGAGAGAGUACACCUCAAAGGUUGACAAACUUGAACAGUCGGAAUCUGUGCGAAGUGAAGAAGAACAAAAGGCUGAGGAAAGACCAAUUGUGCUCAAUGAGCCCCAACUCAUGUUGACAGCAGGCCCCAUGGGCAUGACCCCCCCACCACCACCACAGACUGGCUAUGGCUAUGCUCCAAUGCCAGGUGCCCCCAUGCCAGGUGCACCCAUGCCCGGUGCACCUAUGCCCGGUGCACCCAUGCCUGGAUAUGGCUACAGCAUGUAAAGCAGCAGUGUGCGACCCACCCACUUCCUUCUGCACCUUGGAAACUACAUACAGACACACAGGACAUAACACGUACUGUAAAACAGGUGUUUUUUUGCGAGCAACCCUUUUUCCAUAACAAAGUUUCAAAUUGCUACGCAGAACAUUAAAAAUAACUCCUCAAGACUGUCGUGUCUUCAUGAUUUGUGAAUAAAACUUACAAUGCUCACAGCUUUACAAAAAAUUUGCAGCAUUAAAAAGAACAUUUUUUGAUUGACUAGUAUUUGCAAAAUUUUGGAAAAUUGGGCGCUUGCAAAGAGAUCCUGUUUUGCACUAGGCAUGCACAUACAAAACACAAAGAGGAUGCAGUGCAGGCGCGCAGCGGUCUAGUGUUAUUUUUGUGUGCGGUUGCAGUGUUCAGCAUUAGGACAGGGAGGAUGGGAAGUGAAUGACUGCAAUGUGGUGAGCACGUGUGGGUUUUCAUGUCAGUUCACGGGAUGUAAAGAUACUACAGAUUCCGCCAUUUUGCACAGAACUGUCACAUCACACCUUUUUUCAUUAAUUUUUUUUUUUUUAAAGUAUACAGUUUUUUUUAAUCAAAGAUUUGUCAUGAAUGUCAUCAUGUUUUUGUUUUCGACCAUAAUUAUUAUAAGCAAACAUUGAAUUUUGUGAUGAUUUACUUGAACGAUUUUGUUUGCAUUGUGAUGGUGCAGCAAGAGCGUGGCUCUGGGCAGUGGGUAUUAUUCCCUCGAAUGUAUUGAAUGUCUUGUUUUGACUCCCAUCAUAUGGGAUUGGCUCCCCGAACUGGGGAUGUGUUACAUGUUUAUAUGACAAGAACUGAUAUGGUCCCUAAAGAAAGUGACUAGAAUUCAUGGAUUCCCCGAAACAGUAUUCAGAUUUAGAAAACCCUGUUUUGAGAUUCAGUUUAGAAAAAUGACCUGAUCAAACUCAACAGCUGCUCUGUUGUUGAAAUAUAAAUGCACAAAAAGCUUGCAAACCAGAGCUUGGUAGGUUGUGUGAUGGGCAUUGACCGGAGAGUGUGUGUGUGUUGUCAGUAAGCCUUUACCACCUGUGUAAGGUGCCGGUGAGAAGAGCCAUCGACAUUUUCACUAGACACCCAUUUUUAGUAAGGAGUUUGAGGUCAACAGCUGCGGGAGUGGUGUGCUUCCCUUGCUUGUGAGCGAGUGUGGAUUCCGCUUACCUGUAUUCUUCAACCUGUCAUCGAACUGUACAAUUUUGUUUUAAACUCCUGUCACUCCAUAUAGACUUGCAGAUCAUAUCUUGUGUAUGUAGCAAUGAAACAAAACAUGGCCUUUGAUGGCCCGCCCUGUGUGCAAUCAGUGACCUGUUCGCUCUCUUCACUUCAUUUACUUUACUAUAGCGUGCUCUGAUUGUGAUGAAAAUGCAUGUGGUCGUGUUAGACUGGAUAUUGUCAAGUAUAAGAUGUUACAUUGUAGAGCAAUGUGUGUGAGCGUAGCAUGUAGGCGAAUGCUGUCUGGAGAAUGUUGCCUUUUAAAGGACCACUGCAUUCGUGAAUAUUCAAAUCGUGUUUGUGUCAUUCAUCACGCAUGACUCGCGACAUUUAUGUUUUUCUAAUGUUUGUUUUAGGCCUUUUUAUGGUGGUUCUAUCACAUUUUUGUUUUGUUUUUGUUUGUUUUUUUGCUUGGCCCACCUUCUCUAAUACAGUAAUCAGAAUGUAUGGGAGAGAUAGUUGUACUGUUGGCGUCCUGUAAAUGACAACUGGGGGAGAGAAAUCAAAAGUGCAGCCAGUGCUGGUUGCCAUGAGCUUGGUAGGUGAGAUUGUCACGGAGAAGUGAUGGUGGAAUUGAAAGCCUGGCCUGGCCAAGCUCAGUGGUAUAUGUGGCGCCCGUUGUCACGUGAGCGUGAGAAAUACAUCAGCCUUGAUUCAUGUCUGUUGUAGAUAUAUAACUAAUGGGGUCUUUUUUUUCUUCUUUUUUUUUAUUUAAAAAAAUCGUAAUUCCUCAAUGUGAGAGCAGAGCAACAAGGGAGGGAACACAGAUACUCCUUGUGAACUGUCUGUUGAGAAAGUCUGGCACUGUGUUAGUCACUACACUGAUUCACAAAACUUACAGCAGCAGUAGUAGCGAUCGUACAGUUGUUCACUGGUCUCUGCUACUGUUUGUUGACUGUGGCCAUGGAACAUUCAUUCCCUUCUGCACCAGCCGUUUCCUCUCUUCUUUUGUGUGAAGCUUGUAAUCUCCCCCCAUCGACAUCUAGUAGUCCACUAUGAAUAGAUUUAGACAUGUAUCGUCUCCCACGAAUGACUGGCUUUGUCACCAGGGCGAAGAAACAGCACCCGAACGUCAGUACCAGUCCUGUCUAUAGGACAAUACAGUAACCCAAUAUGUCUGGAUAAUGGAAGUCUUGAGUGCUUUACAGAUGUUGGUUAUGGUGCUGGCACAUAGCGGAGGAACGGUUCUUCCCUGGGUCUGUGUGGGUCUUUCAUGGGAGAAUGGAGCCGGGAUGUGAUACUUAGUCCUUUACUAUUGUAACUCUUGUAGUGAUAUGUUAGGCCAGUGUUCUUCCUGGCAUGGAUUUCACCGUUUGUUGGUGUUGUUGAUGUGGUUCUUUUUCAUGUAAUUAUAAAUCUUAGACAGUAGAAUCACGUAUAAGAUGAAUGAUGACUUGCAAGUUUUACUUUUUAAAAAUUUUUUGCUUUUUUUUUUUUUUUAAAUUUAACUCAUGCCGUCAUACAGAACUAUUUUUUGUUUGUGAAAAAAAAAAUUUUCUUCGUCUUGGGCACAGAUUGUGAUGAUAACAAUGGUGAUCAUGUCAGGUGAGAUUGGUUUUGUGGAGGAAGCUGACUGUGAACUCUGGUUGUCUUUUGUUUGUUUGGUCAUUUCCACACGCAUUUGUUUUGUUUUGUUUUUGUUUUCUUUUUCUCUGCUCUUAUUACCUACUCCCAACCUCGCAUAUACUCACUGCAUCAGAAGAUUUUUUGUUUCUGAGAGUCAUUCAUAAAGAAAAGCACAUUCCUAAUGAUUGUUGAAUGUUUAUGGGUUAUGUUUUAUCUUUGGGAGCUGCAUGUUCGUAUGAUUACUUGGACAUAUAAUCACUCUUAUCAUAAGCCGCCCCUUCCCCCCCUCCCCCAACUGUGCCCUUGGAGUAUAGUAAAUAAAAUUGGGAUAGUUAGACUGCUUAGAAAUGUUAUAGAUGAUGUCAACGUAUUAAGUGAUAACCUUUUAUUGUAUAUUUUGUUUCAAGACUUUAUUUUCAGCACAGGUGUUGGCAAAUAUAUUUGAUUAUUAGGUUGAAACAUUUUUUUAAAGUAAGUGUCUGAUGUUUCUUCAGUUUGAUGAUGUUUUGUACUAUUUUGUUGAAAUAACAGGAAUUCAAAAAAUGCUCAUCCCACCACCAGCACUCCUAAGAAUUUGUCCAUCACCAGUAGUCAAAAUCUUUUGGGAAAAGGCGAGAGGGGUUGUUGUGUUUUGGGGAUUUUUUUUUUUCCAAAGUAAAUAAUAAAUCUCAACCAUUGUACCACAAGCGCUCCUCCAUCAAGGUGUUUUUCUCUCACUCUCAGAAAGGUAUGGUCAGUGUGGUCGCUUGCCUAAGGCGAGUAGUUGCAGUGUUGGGGGAUAUCGGCGAAAGUUGAUCAUCAUCAUCAUGUACAGGCGUGUGUUGAAAGCCUGAAGCAACGAGUGAUUGAAGAGACGCUGGCUCCUGGCGGGGUUGAUAUACCAUGUGGGGAGUGUUGUAGUUCAGUGGUCCGAGAGUAGUGGUGAGCUGGAAGAACAAGGGAAGUAAUAGUAUCUUUGAAUAUCAGGCUGCGAUAUAUUAUGGAUAUCUCAUUCUUUUUGGUACCAUAACCCGUAUUUCCUCUUGUAAAUUUCCUGUUUAUUGUAAAAAUAUGGACAAGUCAUGUGAUGAGUCGAGUCGAUUUGGACAUUUUUUUGGGAGGUGCAGCUCUAGCUUAAUUGCUUUGUAUGGUCAUGUUUUGUUUUGUUGUGUUUUUUAUGCUUUGUGAGUCCACCCUCUGCCCCUUAUGUCACCACAACAUGUUCCUUCUUUGAAGUUUUCUCCUCCUGUCUACCUAAACCCUUCGUCUAAUUUGAGUGUAUUUUUUUUUUUGUACCUUAUACUUAUUUCCUCAUGAAGUUUCUUAAAUUUCACAACCGAGUUGACUACGAGCCCCGCCCCCCCUCCCUUUGCUGAUUUAGUACCCUCCCCUUAUUUAUUUAUUACUAUUCUUGGACACACUGGUUAUGAAGUCAGUCAAACUAAAUGUCAUGUCUUAGGCUCGAUGUGAAAACAAAAGCACCCAGCCAGAAUCCUGGUGAAUUGCUCUUCGACUCCGGUGGGCCAUCUUAUGAUGAUGUAACGGUGGCCUUUAGAGCACUGAAAUUCACUAGCAUUUUGCAAGGUGAUUAGAACAUAAGGAUCGUAUGAUGUGACCAUUACAUUGGUUUCAGAGCUAUUAAAUAUACCAAGUAUACACCAA